Messenger RNA from Ichthyophthirius multifiliis, 549 nucleotides. RefSeq lists its product as hypothetical. The transcript is spliced from 4 exons. Lineage: Eukaryota; Ciliophora; Oligohymenophorea; Hymenostomatida. The record is from RefSeq and is a predicted model, not a curated record.
AUGUAAUAUAAUUAAUCUGGGGAAUGUUUAUAAUGUUAAGACGGUUAUUAAUUAGAUUAAGAAAGUAAAUAAUGCGUAGAAAUCGCUACUAGAGUUCUAGAUCAAGUACAAAUAUGUAAUGAAGAUGAAGGAUGUGCUUAAUGUUCUGAAUUUGGAUUUUGUUAAGAAUGUAAAGUAGGUUAUUAUGAUACUGAGAAAUACUUUUUUGGUUCUAAUCCAAGGAAAGAAUGUAAAAUAUGUAAAGAUUAUAUCCCUAAAUGUGAAUAAUGUACUAAAUAUACGUGCAAUAAAUGUUUAUCCCUCCAUUAAUAUGAAGCUUAUAAAGGAGAAUGUUUUGAUAUAAACAUGGAUGAAUCUCUAGUAAAAUGUGACGAGGGAUGUGAUGUAUGUAUUUAUACAGGAAUGUGUAGUGCAUGUAAUGAUGGUUAUCAUAAAGAAACUUUAAUAUUAAAAAUUUUUUAACGCAUAUAAAAGAAAUUUAAUAUAGAUAAUAAUAUUUAACAUUAAAUUAUAAAAUACAUCAGAUAUUUUCAAAAUGCAUAUGUCUGA